Molecule: messenger RNA, 765 nt
Organism: Lichtheimia ornata
Lineage: Eukaryota; Fungi; Mucoromycota; Mucoromycetes; Mucorales; Lichtheimiaceae
Product: phosphomannomutase
Exons: 5
Coding region: 1-765 (254 amino acids)
Biological process (GO): GDP-mannose biosynthetic process; mannose metabolic process; protein N-linked glycosylation
Cellular component (GO): cytosol
Molecular function (GO): phosphomannomutase activity
Source: RefSeq, a predicted model, not a curated record
AUGGCUCCCAUCACUGAAUUCUCCAAGCGCACACAACCCGAUACUAUCGUUCUCUUUGACGUGGACGGCACCUUGACUCCUGCUCGUGGUAGCGUUUCCCAGGAGAUGCUUGACACCUUGGCCGAAUUGCGCAAGAAGGUUGUCAUUGGUUUCGUUGGUGGAUCCGAUUUGAGCAAGCAAGUUGAACAGCUUGGUGCCAACGUGACCCAGGAUUUUGAUUACUGCUUCGCUGAAAAUGGUUUGACUGCCUAUCGCCUUGGUGAGCAGAUGGCAUCCCAGAGCUUCAUUGAAUGGAUCGGUGAUGAAGAAUACAACAAGCUUGUCAACUUUAUCUUGCGUUACAUUGCUGAUAUGGAUCUCCCAAAGAAGCGUGGUACCUUUAUUGAAUUCCGUAAUGGCAUGAUCAACGUAUCACCUAUUGGCCGUAACUGCUCCCGUGAAGAACGCAACGAAUUUGAAAAGUAUGAUCUUGAACGUGGUUUGCGACGCAAGUUUGUCGAGGAUUUGAAGGCUGCUUUCUCUCAUUUGGACUUGACCUAUUCCAUUGGUGGCCAAAUUUCCUUUGACGUUUUCCCCACCGGCUGGGACAAGACCUACUGCUUACGCCAUUUGGAAAAGGAAGGUUUCAAGACCAUUCACUUCUUUGGUGAUAAGACUUUCAAGGGUGGUAACGACUAUGAAAUCUACAACCAUCCUGAUGUCACUGGCCACGCAGUGACUCGUCCUGAGGAUACCAUCGCCAUCUUGAAGGAGCUCUUCCCUUAA